This is a messenger RNA of Staurois parvus, 1611 nucleotides long. Lineage: Eukaryota; Metazoa; Chordata; Amphibia; Anura; Ranidae. The record is from the annotation of a GenBank genome assembly.
AUGGCGGCGACAAGUGGGCUCUUUUCUGAUCUCCGGGAGAUUAAGAAGCAGCUGCUGAGCGUGAGCUGGCUGUGCCGGGAGCGGGGCCUGUUACACAGCGUGAAAUGGGCAUCUGAACUUGCAUUCUCAUUGGAAUCCAUUCCUUUAAAUGAGCUACCACCAAUGCCUACACUUACUGAGGAAGAUGCGCAGGAUCUGGAUGCAUAUACACUGGCCAAGUCUUAUUUUGACCUAAAGGAGUAUGAUAGAGCCGCUUACUUCCUUCGAGGGUGCAAGAGCCAGAAAGCUUACUUCCUGUACAUGUACUCAAGGUAUUUGUCUGGAGAGAAGAAGAAAGAUGAUGAAACUGUAGAUAGUUUGGGUCCUCUGGAGAAAGGCCAAGUGAAGAAUGAGGCUCUUCGUGAGCUUCGUGUAGAGCUUAGUAAGAAGCACAAAGCCAGAGAACUGGAUGGAUUUGGACUUUAUCUAUAUGGGGUCGUUUUGCGGAAACUGGACCUGGUUAAAGAAGCUUUGGAUGUGUUUGUGGAGGCGACGCAUGUUUUGCCCUUGCACUGGGGAACAUGGCUAGAGCUUUGCAACCUAAUUACAGACAAAGAAAUGCUGAAGUUUCUUUCUCUGCCAGAUUGUUGGAUUAAGGAGUUUUUCUUGGCACACAUAUACACCGAGCAGCAGCUUAUUGAAGAGGCCCUACAAAAAUAUCAAAGCCUUAUUGACGCUGGCUUCUCCAAGAGCACUUAUAUUAUUUCCCAGAUUGCUGUUGCCUACCAUAACAUUAGAGAUAUUGAUAAAGCUCUCUCUAUUUUCAAUGAGUUACGGAAGCAGGAUCCUUAUAGAAUAGAAAACAUGGACACAUUUUCAAACCUCCUGUAUGUCAGAGGUCUGAAGCCAGAAUUGAGCUACUUGGCACACAACCUGUGUGAUAUUGACAAGUAUCGUGUGGAAACAUGCUGUGUGAUUGGCAAUUAUUAUAGUUUGCGCUCCCAGCAUGAGAAAGCAGCUUUGUAUUUUCAAAGGGCGUUAAAGCUCAAUCCUCGAUAUCUUGGUGCUUGGACGCUGAUGGGUCACGAAUACAUGGAGAUGAAGAACACCUCUGCGGCAAUACAAGCAUAUAGACACGCUAUUGAAGUCAAUAAGAGAGAUUAUCGAGCCUGGUAUGGAUUGGGGCAGACCUAUGAGAUCCUAAAGAUGCCAUUUUAUUGUCUCUAUUAUUACAGACGUGCCCAUCAACUCAGACCGAAUGACUCUCGGAUGCUUGUUGCUUUGGGGGAAUGCUAUGAAAAGCUCAACCAGCUUGUUGAAGCUAAAAAAUGUUAUUGGAGAGCUUAUGCUGUUGGAGAUGUGGAGAAAAUGGCCUUGAUAAAACUGGCAAAACUUCAUGAACAGCUGAAUGAAACUGAGCAGGCUGCCCAGUGUUACAUCAAAUAUAUCCAGGAUAUCAAUAAUUGUGGGGAAAUGGUGGAGCACCAGGAAGUGAGCACUGCAUUCCGCUAUUUGGCUCAGUAUUACUUCAAAUGUAAACUGUGGGAUGAGGCCUCUGCCUGUGCCCAGAAAUGCUUUAAUUUUAAUGAUACAAGAGAGGAAGGUAAAGCUCUUUUGCGCCAAAUUUUGCAG